GUUACCCACUUUCCCCUAUGGUGUUUUGGUUUUCCCAGUUGUCUCCCAAUACUGGAUUCUCCCAAUAGAGAAAAUGAUGAAAGUGGGCUCCAGGAUAUCUUUCCCUAGGUUCAUAUCCAGCUCUGCCACACUUAAACAGGACUCUGGGUGGAUGGCUUAUCUCUCUGAGCAUUAGAAUGGUUUUGCUGGGGCUUUUUCCCCCCAUCUGAAAAACGCAAAUCAAGCACCUUCUUCAUAGAAGACCUUUUGGCUCUAUUAGGACACAGUACAUAAUGAAAAACACCCAGCACACUGCCUGGCUCAUAAAAGUACUCAACUAAACACUGCUGUCAAUCAGGUUUUAUGGUGUCUGUUUUUGUGUGAUAUUCAACCGGAGACUUGAAAGAGGGAUUCGACGGCUUUUUUUUUAGCCAUAGAGGGUUCCGGGGAGCCUAGGGAUAGCGGGUUGUCAUGUGGGUCCGAAUAUGGACUCGGGAUUAUCAGUAGCGUGACCAAAUGGAAGCUGUAGCCCCGUUGGUAACAGUCGUAAGCCGUGGAAUGCGUCCCCCUGCCGGCACCAGGCCCCUCCACCGCGUCGGAGCAGCAGCGUUGUUACGGGAUCCUCUGUCUCCAGUGCACACAUACCGAAUAAACGAUUUCUGGAUUUUUUUUUAAGGCUAAGCCUUUUUUUUUAAGAGACCAGAGUCUCGGGGUCCGGACCACAUCGGUCCCAGCUCUGCCUUACUCGGGUGGCCCUCGGGUCCGGGAUGGCGACCAUCGCUCCACUGUCCGGCCGAAGACAUUGAAAUUCCCCCGUCACGGGCCCCUUCAGCGGCCGGGGGGCGCUGGGCAGCGCGGCCGAGAGCGGUCCGGGAGCGAACGGCCCACGAGCGAGUGUCCAGCCAGAGCGCCGGCCGACGCCCCGCCCCAGACCCCGCUUCCGGCGACGACGGGAGCCGCUCUGCCCCUCUUCCUGCCCGUGGCCCUCCCUUUCCGCUGCCCCCGUGCCCAGGAAUAGGACGCUAGAAGAUCCGGAAGUGGGGGGAAAAGCGGACGGGGUGCUGACGUGAUGCUCGGGAAACGGAAGUGGUCAUAUUUUGCGCGGCCGUAAAGCGCAGCCGGCUGGACCACUUUCCGGUUGACGACAACGGCCCGACCGCGUCCUCCGGUGCCGGCCUUCCUCGAGUGCGGAGCUUCCCGGGCUCUCACCGGUUCAAGUUUCGCGUGUGCCCGUCCCAGUUGGCGCCCUUCACCCGAGGAUCAUGUUCAAGAAAUUUGACGAAAAGGAAGAUGUAUCCAACUGUAUCCAGCUAAAGACGUCGGUUAUUAAGGGUAUCAAGAGCCAACUGACCGAGCAGUUUCCAGGUAUUGAGCCGUGGCUUAAUCAAAUCAUGCCCAAGAAAGAUCCCGUUAAGAUAGUCCGGUGCCAUGAACAUACGGAAAUCCUUACGCAAGUUGAUAAAGGAGCCAUCAAAUUCGUGCUCAGUGGCGCAAAUAUCAUGUGUCCGGGUUUAACUUCUCGUGGAGCGAAGCUUUACCCUGCUGCAGUAGAUACCAUUGUGGCGGUCAUGGCAGAAGGAAAGCAGCACGCUCUGUGUGUCGGAGUCAUGAAGAUGGCUGCAGAGGACAUUGAGAAGGUCAACAAAGGAAUUGGCAUUGAAAAUAUCCAUUAUUUAAAUGAUGGUCUAUGGCACAUGAAGACAUAUAAGUGAGCCAUAGAAGGAAUGUACUUGGGUUAAAUAUAGAUAAUUGUGUUUGUAUAUGUGUUUGUGUCUGUGUGUGACAGCAUGGAAACAGUGCCUCUGUAGUUAUGCUGAAUAAAUUCAACAUUCGCCUUUAAAAAAAAAAAAAAAAAAACACCCAGGGUCCUGCUACCCCAGCAGAGAAUUGAAAUUGGGGGAAAAUUGUAGUUAUCUGCUAUACGCUGGAAUCAGACUGGAGUGGCUACUGCUCUGUGAACCUGGGCAGCCUCCAUCGUUUCUCCUGGCUUACUUGUUAGAAAGCUUAGAAGCAUCAAGAAUGGGUCAAACAUCAGGAUGCGUGCCACAAGGGUCCCCACAAGACCAACCUCAGGCCUGUUCCUGCCUUUUUUUUCUAGGCUUGUGUCACUACCCUCUUCUUCCUCUGCUAUGGAACAAGAAUUGCCAGCAACCUUCAAUUCCUUUAGUGGCAAAAAGAUUCCAGAAAGAACUGGGACCUUGUUAAAGACCUGAGUUCAGUGUGCCAGGCACUGUGCUGAGGGCAUUAUAAGGACCUUCACUUCCCCUAGUAGCUCUAUGAGGGAGGUGCUGUUGCCGUUCUGACAAAUGAGAAAACUGUAACUCAGAGAGGGAACUGUCUCCCCCAGAGUCUCCCAGCUGAAAGUGGCAGAGCCUAUAUUUCCAAUACUAGGGACCACCUUCCUCUGACUCUCAAUUUUCUCUGGGUCUCAGUUUCCUCUUCUAAAACAUUAGAGGGGUUGGGAUAGCUCUGAUGGGCUCUUUCCAUCCUAAUACCCCCACCAAACUGGAGAAAUCAAGGCUGAACCCCUGGGUCUGUGGGCUUCUGACCAUGACCAUAGACAUGCCCUCCUCUAUCCGGGGGCUGACAGGUGGGAGGGACAGCUCCACACUGGGGAGUGAACUUACCCAGCCUCUCU
Dipodomys spectabilis (banner-tailed kangaroo rat) is the source of this 2617-nucleotide messenger RNA. Its product is annotated as malignant T-cell-amplified sequence 1-like. NCBI's taxonomy places the organism in Eukaryota, Metazoa, Chordata, Mammalia, Rodentia, Heteromyidae. The transcript is spliced from 2 exons. The coding region runs from base 1242 to 1691 and encodes 149 amino acids. The record is from RefSeq and is a predicted model, not a curated record. Gene Ontology annotation, molecular function: RNA binding. Gene Ontology annotation, biological process: formation of translation preinitiation complex.